Molecule: messenger RNA, 561 nt
Organism: Erigeron canadensis
Lineage: Eukaryota; Viridiplantae; Streptophyta; Magnoliopsida; Asterales; Asteraceae
Exons: 2
Coding region: 1-561 (186 amino acids)
Source: RefSeq, a predicted model, not a curated record
AUGUACUUUGUGGAUGAGCCGAUGUUUGAGGACGAUGUCUUUCGCCAGAGAUAUCGUAUGUCGAGGAGGUUGUUUUUGAAAAUCGUGGAAGAUAUCACUGUAGCAUUUCCAUGGUUUCGGUCUUCGGCGAAUGCGGCGGGUAUUAGAGGGUUCUCGGCAAUUCAAAAGUGCACGUGCGCGCUACGGCAACUUGCGUACGGCAACCUCGCCGACAACUGUGAUGAGGGGUUGUCGUUCUCUACUCGAACGGCUCGUGAGUGUCUAGACAACUUUUGCAUUGCCAUAAAGUAUCUUUAUGGUGAACAGUAUUUGCGUUCUCCGACUAGCCACGAUGUUGCGCGUUUGCGUGGGCAAUACCACCGGGGUGAUCAUGAACGCCCGACUAUCAUACUUGAGGCCGUUGCUUCCUAUGAUUUAUGGUUUUGGCAUGCGUAUUUCGGUGUUGCGGGCUCAAACAAUGACAUCAACGUUUUGAGGCAAUUGCCAUUGUUUAUCCUCGAAGUGAAUGGGAAGUCUCCUGAGUACGACUUUACCGUAAACGGACACCGUUAUGACAGAUGA